UCACACUAGUUGUAUCCCAAACACAAGACAAUUGUGCAAUUUCUUCGGAAAAACACUAAACAAUUGAAUAAAAGAGCGCGCAACUUUGUUGUUGUUGCGGGAGAGUGGAAGAGGGAGAGAGUUCGAGAGAGCGGAUUCAAAUACACAUAUUCAACGCCGCAGAAUGCAGCUUGCCGCCGCUGUGGUGUUGCAUAAAUUCCGUUAGUAAUUUUAACUAUUUCUGCCGCCUCUAUUGUUGUUGUGGCCAUUGUUUAGUUGUGCGCGUGUGCAGUGUGGGUGUCUGUGUGUCUAUAUUAGCUUAGUGAUAUUUAUAUUCCUAAUUACAAACGUUGUGUCCGACGCGAAUUAAAAGUUUUAGUUUGCCAUCGGCGGGCAGAGCUCUUAGUCGUCAACAUUACAUCAAACUAACGGUGCUUACGUGCCACACGACGCACACACACACACAACACACAUAACGCCGCCUUCACCUUGAAGUGCCUGUCAAAUUGUCGGAAUCGCUUCCUAUUUAUUUGCCAUUAUUUCGAACGGAACUUCUUACACCGCGAGAGCGACAAAGAGUGGUGUCAAGGGCCAAGCGGACGCACACACAUAUCACGUGUCUGACUCUGGCCACAGUUUUGUAGCCAACGAUCACGCGCGAGCCAAUCUCGCUCUCUCCCAGCCACUCGCACUCGCUCUUUGUCGCUGCUGCUGCGGAGCUCUCUCCCAGUCGGACCUGGCAGAUUUUAGGUUUUAAAACGUCCGAUUGGCCUCUCCCGCGAUGUUCUCACUACAGCAAUUGGUCCGAGUGGCUGCAGCGACGCCGAACGGAGGCAGUGAUCUCUACAGGCUGCUUCGGCACCUGGGCAACGCGACGGCAGCAAACACGAACACAAGCACAGCGGCAGGUACAGCUAGAGCUAUAGCCAAAGCAACAACACAGCUCUCUAGUCAGGCGAAGUUCGGCGACAGCGACAGUCACAAUUCGCCCUCACACGCGGACGGUUAUAGUCACUGCGAAUCAGAGUCGGAUUUGGAGUCGGCGCACCACGGCAAUAAUUUUCCAUCAGCCCACCAAUUGGCCCGAAAGCUAUUGGAGCAGCGUAGCCAGGAUAUCCAGCGUCAGAUUCAUACACAAUCGGCCAGCGGACAGCGAGCCAAGUCCUCCCAACAGCAGCAGCAGCAGCAAACCACCACCAAGUUUGCCAUGUCAUCGUUAGCGGCGGAGCCCCUGCAAGCCCACAAGGCAGACGAAAUCACGGCCUCCGGGGCGGACAAUGCGGUGGAGUCCCCAGGACUAGGUGCCUCCUGUCACGAUGUGGCCUCAGCAUCGGCCAGUGCCGGUACAAAGGCCUGCUUCAGCACUGGCCUCGGCGAGAUCCUACAGUUCAUGGAGCUCAUUGGCAACCUGAAACACACCAAACGCACUGGCUGGGUGCUACGUGAUGUCAACGAUUGCGAAUCGAUUUCGGGACACAUGUACCGGAUGAGCAUGUUAACCUUCUUGUUGGACGGCAGCGAGGGACUAAAUCAAAUCCGCUGCAUGGAGCUAGCACUAGUCCAUGAUUUGGCGGAGAGUUUAGUGGGUGACAUAACGCCCUUCUGUGGCGUGUCCAAGGAUGAGAAGCGUGCCAUGGAGUUUAAGGCCAUGGAGGAUAUAUGCAAGCUGAUUGAGCCGCGUGGCAAGCGCAUUAUGGAACUGUUUGAGGAAUACGAGCAUGGCCAGAGUGCCGAGAGCAAGUUUGUCAAGGAUCUGGAUCGCCUGGAUAUGGUUAUGCAGGCGUUUGAAUACGAGAAGCGUGACAAUUGCCUUCUGAAGCACCAGGAGUUCUUCGACUCCACCGAGGGCAAGUUUAAUCAUCCGUUCGUGAAGAAGCUGGUCAACGAGAUCUACGAACAGCGUGAUGUCCUGGCCAAGGCCAAGGGCGCUACUCCGCCGCCAGCCAUUGAGAUUCCCAGCAUGGAGAAGCCUUCGAAACUGGCCAACGGUCAUGACAGCUCGAGUUGAGCGUUAUUCUAGGAACCACCUCUUAGGCUAUAGCACAUGAACACACACACCCACAUCCUUCUCACUACGCUCUUAAUUUGUAAGCCAACAACAAAUCCAACUAACAAACUGUUACGCCUACCUCGACACGCUCAUAGUUAGACUUAACUUUUAACACACUAAUUUAUUGCGAAAGAAAUGUUGAAGACUACGUGAUGUCUCCUUAGUUCAAUUUCCUCUAUGUUAAGCGUAAAGUUGCGGAUCGAGUUUUAGCUAAAUAUUCGAUUGAUCCUGACUAAGAAACAACAAACACUCAAUUGUAAAUAGCUAAAAUGAAUUGUAGUUAAUUUUAAAAGAUGAACAGAAGAACCGUGCGCGAGAUUCAUUAUUAUUGUAAAUGUUGUCCUAGAGCAAUUUUAUUCAAACCGACAAACUAAUGAGUAAAUCAAAAUUAUUCUCCAGCAACUAAAAUAAUCAAAAUUACUUGAUUUUAUCUAAUAAUUUGUACACCCCUUGAACGAAUCGAACAAUUGUUAUAACAAAAACUAUAAUUACCAAACAAAAUUGUGAAUUAGGCAGUAUAUAUACAUAUAUAUAUAUAUAUAUAAAGAUGCAGUCACGCCUCAGAGUGGCUAAAAAGACAAA
Molecule: messenger RNA, 2611 nt
Organism: Drosophila kikkawai
Lineage: Eukaryota; Metazoa; Arthropoda; Insecta; Diptera; Drosophilidae
Source: RefSeq, a predicted model, not a curated record